This is a messenger RNA of Miscanthus lutarioriparius, 603 nucleotides long. The record is from the annotation of a GenBank genome assembly. NCBI's taxonomy places the organism in Eukaryota, Viridiplantae, Streptophyta, Magnoliopsida, Poales, Poaceae.
AUGGCGGCCGCGGACUCCGACUCCGCCAUCUCCACCUCCACCUGCCCGCACUGUCUGCAUGAGAUUCCAUCGUCAAACAUUGCAUUGCACAGCGCACACUGUGCUCGGAACCUUCAGAAGUGUGAACAUUGUGGAGAUAUGGUUCCGAGGAAGCUUAUGGAUGAACACUACGAUGAAAACCAUGCUCCGAUGAAUUGCUCACUUUGCAAACACAAAGUAGAACGUGAGCUAUGGGAUCUUCAUACAGGCAUACAAUGCCCGCAAAGGAUGCUCGCAUGCCAAUACUGCCAGUUUGAACUGCCUGCAGUCGAUCUUUUUGAACAUCAGGAUGUGUGUGGAAAUCGAACAGAAUAUUGUCAAAGUUGCAGGAAGUAUAUCAGACUUCGUGAAUGGAUUGGACAUGAACUCCAGUUUCAUACGAUUUUAAAUGCUGCAUCAGAACUUUCAAGUGACAGGACUCCAGCAGCAGCAGCAGAGCAGCCAGUACCAAAGCCAGCGCGACCUGCUACUGGUUCACUUCACAAACAACUGCUCUUGGCGGUUGCAAUAACUGGAGUUGCAGUUUUGAUUGGAUCGAUACUGUACCAAAGUAAGGGAAAGUAG